Molecule: messenger RNA, 4930 nt
Organism: Chinchilla lanigera (long-tailed chinchilla)
Lineage: Eukaryota; Metazoa; Chordata; Mammalia; Rodentia; Chinchillidae
Gene: Med17
Product: mediator complex subunit 17
Biological process (GO): regulation of transcription by RNA polymerase II
Cellular component (GO): mediator complex; core mediator complex
Molecular function (GO): transcription coregulator activity
Source: RefSeq, a predicted model, not a curated record
AUGUAACAAAUUACUACUUAAAACUUGUUUUUUUGGUCUUUCAAAUAUUUCACAGAUCUUUCUAAAAGAGAUUACUGGAAACACAGAUACAUAACUGAUACCUUCAUUUUCUUUUUUUACAUACAUACCUUUAUUGAGCCAACUUCAGUUUUAAAAAAUUCUAUAGUAUCAGCAAAGUCUACUGUAUGUUUUUGCCUCAAAUAUCAACAUGAUCAACAAUUACCUAAUUAUUUCUACUACGUGGUAAUAACUUACAUUUGUAUAACAUUAUUAAAGUCUUCAAGUUAAUCACACAAUUGCUAAGUGAAUUACUUUUGGUACAAGAAAAAAAUCAAUGUUUAAAGCCAGGCACAGUGGCGUGAGAGUGUGGUCCCAGCACUUCAGAGGGUGAGGUGGUGCCUUGUUACCAGGUAAGACUGGGGAGCUUCACCUGAGAUUUGAGCAGCCCAAAAAAGAGACGCAGAGCUAUGGGCUGGUAAACAUCUUUUAUGUAACUACGUAGCUACAGUCCAUCUGGUAGCUGCUUUUGCAGCCCCCAGCCAUGGUGUGUUUGUAGCAGUCCUCAGACCCCUGGCCAGUCUAUUCUCACAGCAGUCCUUGGACUCUUUAGUGCCCCUUCUCACAGCAGUCCUCAGCUGGUUCGUCUACAUUUAUACCAAAAUAAUGUGCCAGAAACAACUUUGGUUAUGUAAGUUAUUUACACAGCCAGCACUGACCCAGGCUACAGAAGGUAUUUAUUUUGGUGUAUGGGGCAGUGUGCCUGUGCUGGAACUUACUAACCCACUGUAUCCUAGAUUGCCUUCUCUUCACAGCCUGAACCGAAGUACUUCCAUCUUGCACUUUCAUGUUUCCCUACAAGUGGGAGGGUCUCUAGUAUGUAGGAGUUCAAAAUCAGCCUGGGCAACACAGUGAGAUGCCUCAAAAGAAGUAAAAAAGAAAAAGUCAAUGCUAAGAAAUGCUGGCAGUUGUUCAGUCUUUAUAUUGACCUUUAAAAGUCCAUUCUAAAAAAAAAGUAUACUUUUUUCAUGAAACAAUCCUUUGGUGAGGUAAUUAUUCUUCAAUUUGCAAUUUGCCUUUCACAAACAUCAGCAACAAGUUGGUUAGCCAUGAGUCUUCCCUUGUUUUGACUGCCAACUGGAAGCAGUUUGUACUUUGUUGAUUAUUUGCAAGAAUAGAAAAGAAAUCAAAUUACAACACAGUGCCUUUGGGGGCUACAUCUAUAAUUCCAGCUACUUGAGUGGCUGAGGCAGGCAGAUCACUUGAACCCAGGAGUUUGAAACCAGUUUGGGAAACAUGAUGAGACCUUAACUUAAAGUAAAAAACUGGUUCAGUGGUAGAGUUCAGUACCAUGUAUGGCAAGAAAAAAUGUAAUCUGACUUCUUCCAUAGACAUUUUAUACCGGGAGUUAAGAGAAAAUUUGAUUAACAUCUACACAAAGACCUGAAAGAGAUGUGGGGAAGAACCCUAAAGUUAUUUAAUAAAUAUUUUUUUCUGGCAGAUUCACAGGUCCAGUAGCAAGAGAGGAUUUGAUAUGUUCAACAAAUUUCAAGGAGGCAAAAUAGGAUCACUUGACAAUGGAGUUAACAUUCUAGUACAUGCAAAAAAAAAAAAAAAAAAGUCUAUACACAUAUAUAACCUUUCUGGAAAAAGAAUAAAACUUUUAAAAUUAAAAGGAAUGCUAAAUACUGUAACAAUACUCUCAUAGAAGUAUCAACGUUUUCAACUCUAUAAAUUUAACUCAAUGCCAGUCUAAUCCCAUAGAACCUUAUUAGAUAGUUCCAGAAAUGUUUAACCUAACAAAGGGCCAAGAUAAAAAUUUUUCAAGUCAAGGUCAGGGGGAUUUGGUGUAUAGAUUCAUAACUUACUAUAAACUUACAAGUAAGGUAUGGUUUUGGUCGUUAUGGAGAAUUUAGCCAAACAGAAAACUAAGGCCAGAAAAGAUCCCUAUAUCCAGACUUCCUUUUUUUUUUUUCACAGAGGUGCCACUGCUGGUCGAUGAGGAAAUGAAAAUGUACAGUACUCAAAUAGUGCUGACAUUACUAGUUGAAUGGAAUAAUGAAAUUGGACUGGACUCAAUACCAGAUAAAGACCUCAGCGCGAAUGUCUUCACUUCUUCGGUAUUCCUCAGCUUUCUGUCCUCCAUCACUUUCAAACAACGUGUAACACAGACAGGAACCACCCGCGAGCUCUCCCGGCCUGCUGGGCUCCACCGGAAGCGCUCCCCGGCGGCCCCACCGGAAGCGCUCCCGGAGGCCCGCGGCGCCUGCUCAGGCCUAGCGUCGUUCCGGAGACAGAGGCAGGAACUUCGCUGCGCAUUGUGGGAGCCCAGGCUUUGCUUCCGCCCGAUCGCGGCGUCUGUGCUGCGUUUGUUCCUGGGCUCCGGGAGACCCGCUCUGCUCGCCGCGGAGGCGCGUCUGCUUCUCCCCCGGCUGUCCCCCCGCCCUCGCCGCCGGCAUGUCUGGCGUGCGCGCUGUGCGCAUCAGCAUCGAGUCGGCCUGCGAGAAGCAGGUGCAGGAGGUGGGCCUGGAUGGCACGGAGACGUACCUGCAGCCGCUGUCCAUGUCGCAGAACCUGGCGCGGCUGGCCCAGCGUAUCGACUUCAGCCAGGGCUCGGGCUCCGAGGAGGAGGAGGCGGCGGGGGCGGAGGGCGACUCGCAGGACUGGGCGGGCGCCGGGCCCGGUGCGGAGCAGGACGACGAGGAAGGGUUGGUAAAAUUUCAACCUUCCCUUUGGCCUUGGGACUCCGUGAGGAACAAUUUAAGAAGUGCCUUAACAGAGAUGUGUGUUCUCUAUGAUGUUCUCAGUAUUGUUAGGGAUAAAAAGUUUAUGACUCUGGAUCCUGUCUCUCAGGAUGCACUUCCUCCAAAACAGAAUCCUCAGACAUUGCAGCUGAUAUCUAAAAAGAAGUCACUUGCUGGAGCAGCACAAAUCCUGCUGAAGGGGGCAGAAAGACUGACUAAAUCAGUUACUGAAAAUCAAGAAAACAAGCUACAAAGAGACUUCAAUUCUGAGCUUUUGAGGUUGAGGCAACACUGGAAACUUAGAAAAGUUGGAGAUAAAAUUCUUGGCGAUCUGAGCUACAGAAGUGCAGGAUCUCUCUUUCCUCAUCAUGGCACAUUUGAAGUAAUAAAAAAUACAGAUAUUGAUCUGGAUAAGAAGAUACCGGAAGAUUACUGUCCCCUUGAUGUCCAAAUUCCUAGUGAUUUAGAGGGGUCUGCAUAUAUAAAGGUUUCCAUUCAAAAACAAGCUCCAGACAUAGGUGAUCUUGGCACAGUUAACCUCUUCAAACGACCUUUCCCCAAAUCUAAACCAGGUUCCCCCCACUGGCAGACAAAAUUAGAAGCAGCACAAAAUGUUCUCUUGUGUAAAGAAAUUUUUGCACAGCUCUCUCGGGAAGCUGUUCAAAUUAAAUCACAGAUCCCUCACAUUGUGGUGAAAAACCAGAUUAUCUCUCAGCCCUUUCCAAAUUUACAGUUAUCUAUUUCUUUGUGCCAUUCCUCAAAUGAUAAGAAGUCUCAAAAAUCUGCUUCUGAGAAACAAAGUCCAGAAGACCACCUCUAUGUUUUAGAGCAUAAUUUACAUCUACUGAUCAGAGAGUUUCAUAAACAGACCUUGAGUUCCAUCAUGAUGCCACAUCCAGCAAGUGCACCUUUUGGCCACAAGAGAAUGAGACUUUCAGGUCCUCAAGCCUUUGAUAAAAAUGAAAUUAACUCAUUACAGUCCAGUGAAGGGCUUCUGGAAAAGAUAAUUAAACAAGCAAAGCAUAUUUUCCUGAGGAGUAGAACUGCUGCAACCAUUGACAGCUUAGCAAGUCGCAUUGAAGAUCCUCAGAUACAGGCUCAUUGGUCAAAUAUCAAUGAUGUUUAUGAGUCCAGUGUGAAAGUUUUAAUCACGUCACAAGGUUAUGAACAAAUAUGCAAGUCCAUUCAGCUUCAGUUGAAUAUUGGAGUUGAGCAAAUCCGAGUUGUACACAGAGAUGGAAGAGUAAUUACACUGUCUCAUCAGGAACAGGAGCUACAGGAUUUUCUUCUGUCUCAGAUGUCGCAGCACCAAGUGCAUGCAGUUCAGCAGCUCGCCAAGGUCAUGGGCUGGCAGGUGCUCAGCUUCAGUAACCACGUGGGGCUGGGGCCCAUCGAGAGCAUCGGCAAUGCCUCUGCCAUAACUGUGGCCUCCCCAAGUGGAGACUAUGCCAUUUCAGUUCGUAAUGGACCUGAAAGUGGCAGCAAGAUUAUGGUUCAGUUUCCCCGGAACCAGUGUAAAGACCUUCCGAAAAGUGACGUUUUACAGGAUAGCAAGUGGAGUCAUCUUCGUGGACCAUUCAAGGAGGUCCAGUGGAGUAAGAUGGAAGGUCGAAACUUUGUUUAUAAAAUGGAGCUGCUUAUGUCUGCACUUAGCCCUUGUCUACUAUAAUUUUUGUAGAACAAUUUCCAGGAUUUUUUUUUUUUUCAGAGACAUUUCAAGAAGCUUUGAAUUGAAUUAACUAUAAGCACAAAGAAUAAAUCUUUUCAAGAAAUAUUGUCUUAAAAAAAAUAAUUAGGGCUGGUAUGAUGACGCACACUUGAUUCCAGUACUUGUAAAAUAGAGGCAGGAGUAACAAGACCAGCCUGGGCAACCUUAUGAGUGAAAUCAAGACUAGUUUGGACUACAAAGUGAGACUAUGUCCAAAAAAUCAAACAAGCAAAACAAAAAAAACUAACAAUAGUAAUUAAUAAAUUUUUACCUAGCUAUUUGAAACUUUUCUCUUUAUAAAUGAUAAGUACUUUGAAAUACAGAGUUAUGUACAGUUGUGGAUGUACCAUAUGGGGAGAUGUGAAAUAGUACUUUUUUAUACAGUUAACCUGAAAAUGUUAGUAACUUAUGAGUAUGAAUGUGCAUUUUAAAAUCUCUUUGAUAUAUCAAAUAAAGUGUAUAGUUAAAAAUCUUCCAAGUA